Pteronotus mesoamericanus is the source of this 1745-nucleotide messenger RNA. It is a transcript of the gene MMP12, whose product is annotated as matrix metallopeptidase 12. Gene Ontology annotation, biological process: collagen catabolic process; proteolysis; extracellular matrix organization. The record is from RefSeq and is a predicted model, not a curated record. NCBI's taxonomy places the organism in Eukaryota, Metazoa, Chordata, Mammalia, Chiroptera, Mormoopidae. Gene Ontology annotation, molecular function: metalloendopeptidase activity; zinc ion binding. Gene Ontology annotation, cellular component: extracellular matrix.
UUGAAAAAUUUUUAUAACUUUCCUCUGGAGACAAUUCGAAUGACAAAAAUGAAAGUCAAUACAAACUUCAUGGAGGAUAAAAUUCAGGAAAUGCAGCAGUUCUUGGGGUUAAAUGUGACUGGGCAACUGGACAAAUCUACUCUGGACAUGAUGCACAGACCUCGAUGUGGACUGCCUGAUGUUCAUCAGUUCAAGACAAUGCCAAGGAGGCCAGUGUGGAAGAAACAUUUUAUCACCUACAGAAUCAAUAAUUAUACUCCUGACAUGAAGCCUGAGGAUGUCGACUAUGCCAUCCAGAAAGCUUUUCAAGUGUGGAGUAAUGUGACCCCCCUGAAAUUCAGAAAGGUUACUGCAGGCGAGGCUGACAUUAUGAUCCGUUUUGCACCUGGAGCUCAUGGAGACUUCAGUCCUUUUGAUGGCAGAGGUGGAAUCAUAGCUCAUGCUUUUGGACCUGGAUCUGGUAUUGGAGGAGACGCACAUUUUGAUGAGGCUGAACUUUGGACUAAAAACUACAAAGGCAUCAACUUGUUCCUAGUUGCUGUUCAUGAGUUUGGUCAUUCCUUGGGUCUUGACCAUUCCAAUGAUCGAAAGGCCAUAAUGUUCCCCACCUACAGAUAUGUGGAUCCCAACACAUUCCACCUCUCUUCUGAUGAUAUACGUGGCAUUCAGUCUCUCUAUGGACGUCCAGAAAAGGACAAACCCUCAUCAAACCCUGACAAUACAGAAUCAGCUGUCUGUGAUCCCAAUAUGAGAAUUGAUGCUGUCACUACAGUGGGAAAUAAAAUCUUUUUCUUUAGAGACAGGUACGUCUGGAGGAAGCUUCCUGAGAGUCCAAAGUGGAGCGUUAGUUUAAUUUCUUCUUUAUGGCCAACCUUGCCAUCUGGUAUUCAAGCUGCUUAUGAAAUUGGAGCUAGAGAAGAAGUUUUUCUUUUUAAAGAUGAUAAGUACUGGUUAAUCAGCAAUUUGAAACCACAGCCAGGCUAUCCAAAGAGUAUACAUUCUUUGGGCUUUCCUGGCUUUGUGAAAAAAAUUGAUGCAGCUGUUUUUAACCCACUUGUAUAUAAGACCUACUUCUUUGUAGAUCAUCAGUUUUGGAGGUACGAUGAGAGAAGACAAUUCAUGGACCUUGGUUAUCCCAAAUUAAUUACCACACACUUUCCAGGAGUUAAGCCUAAAAUUGAUGCAGUGCUCUAUCAAAACAGGCACUACUAUUUUUACCAAGGAUCGAACUUACUUGAAUAUGAUGUACUUCUCCAGCGUGUCACCAAAAGCAAAAACAAUGUUGACUUUGGUUGUUAGGAAUGGUAUAAUUACUAGUGUUUCUCAACUCACUCCAGUUUAAUAAGUAUUUAUUUAUACUUGUUAUGUGCCCAAUGUGCAACUAAGUAAUGACAUAUAUCAAAAAAUAAAAUCUGUAGGAUAUAAAUAAAUGAUCAUAUAGGUAAAUGAUUAUACAAAACACAUAAGACUUUAUUUUUUAAAAGUCCCCAUUGUCAAUUUUUACUUGACUUUCCUAUUAAGUUUAAAAAUAGAUAUCUUCAAUGGGCAAGAGCAUAUCUUGGUCCCUAACAUCCUUAAACGGAGAGAUUAUAAUUAUUUCUCUGGCUUAACCAAAAUUAAGAAAUGAUUAGUUUCUUUGACCAUUAAAUAUUUCCACAAGGGUAUCAUUUUAAUUGGAGUAAAAAUAGAAUAUACCCAGAACUUAAAAAUGAUAAUAAGGUAAGAUAUAAUUAAAUUGUAUAAUU